Phaeoacremonium minimum UCRPA7 is the source of this 1371-nucleotide messenger RNA. Its product is annotated as putative allantoate permease protein. Gene Ontology annotation, biological process: transmembrane transport. The record is from RefSeq and is a predicted model, not a curated record. NCBI's taxonomy places the organism in Eukaryota, Fungi, Ascomycota, Sordariomycetes, Togniniales, Togniniaceae. The transcript is spliced from 5 exons. The coding region runs from base 1 to 1371 and encodes 456 amino acids. Gene Ontology annotation, molecular function: transmembrane transporter activity. Gene Ontology annotation, cellular component: membrane.
AUGGGUGUUUCCCCAGUCACGUCUCAGGACGCUGCAGUGGCGAGUGAGAACAAGAUUGCCGUAGCUCAAGAUGUUCUGGUUGAUGAGCAGCAAGUUGAAAAGACAUAUCACCACAAACUCGAUGCCGAUGAUGCUUUGGCUUUUGUCCAAGCGCACGGUAUCACUGCCAUCACACCGGAGGAAGAUAAGCGCAUUCUUCGAAAGAUAGACCGUUUCUUGAUGCCUUUGAUGCUAAUCACAUACACCUUGAAUUUCAUGGAUAAAAAUGCAUUGUCUAACUCGGCCAAUUAUGACUUGCGCGAGGAUAAUCGUCUGGUCGGCAAUCAGUACAGUUGGGCGAGUGGAUCUGUGUUCUAUCUAAGCUAUUGGUUUAUGGGAAACGCCGUCGGCCAAGUUCUUGGCGGCAUCAUUGGAUAUGGUGUUGGACAUAUUAAUUCAAGUCUGGAAGUGGGUAACUGGAUCUGGUACUUCAUCAUAUUCGGUUCCGUUACGAUUGUUUACGGCAUUGUGCUCUUCUUCGUAAUUCCUGAUAACCCCAUGUCAGCCCGCUGGCUCUCGGAACGUGACCGUGCCUUGGCCCUAGAGCGCGUCCGUGAGAACAGGACUGGUAUCAUGAAUCACCACUGGAAGUGGUAUCAGUUCCGAGAGUGUCUGCUGGAUCCCCAAGUCUGGUUUCUUGUGAUUAUCCAAUUCUUGACAAAUGUGCCAUCCGGUGGUGUUGCAAGCUUUGGUAACAUUGUUAUAAAAGGGUUUGGGUACUCUGCAAUCAACACGACCCUUCUUCAGAUGCCGCUGGGAGUCAUCCAAGGAAUCACAAUUCUUGUUGGUGGUGCUGUAUGUUCUCGUUUCAACAACUCUCGUUGGAUCGUCAUGGCCGUUACGCAGAUCCCUUCCCUCAUUGGUGCAGUACUUCUAUACACCCUCCCAUCAAGCAAUAAGGGGGGGCGGCUUGGAUCCUACUACAUCAUUCAGACGCACAGUAUUAUCAGCAUCAUGUCCUGGUCUAUGGCGACUGCGAACUUGUCUGGAACAACGAAGAAGGCCACAGCUUCCGCCAUGCUGUUCAUUGCCUUCUGUACUGGUCAGGUCGCUGCUCCGCAGCUGUUUGUUAGUAGUGAGGCUCCGCGAUACGCUACCGCAUUCAAGGCUGCAUUCUCUUGCUUUGCGCUUCUGAUCGUCCUUCCACCCCUUCUGGUUUUGUAUCUGAGAUGGGAGAACCAAAAGCGGGACAGAACCUAUGGUCAUGUUGACCCGAAUGCUGCCCAACCAGUUGAAACUAUCGUGGCGACUGGGGAUCCGGCUGCUCAGCCAGAUGAGUUCUUUGACUUAACUGACCGUGAACAGAAGGCCAAGUUCCGAUAUGUUUGGUAA